Molecule: messenger RNA, 4105 nt
Organism: Oncorhynchus nerka (sockeye salmon)
Lineage: Eukaryota; Metazoa; Chordata; Actinopteri; Salmoniformes; Salmonidae
Product: MICAL-like protein 2
Exons: 17
Coding region: 249-3101 (950 amino acids)
Molecular function (GO): protein binding
Source: RefSeq, a predicted model, not a curated record
UCUAGUGUAUUUAUAUAACUCGUUGAACAGAACCACGCGGACUACUUUGUAUCUCUCUCUUUUUUAAUGAGGUUUCCCUUAAUCAUUCGUCAGAAGUUGGAUCAAAACAUUUUUUUUCCGUAAGGGGGAUUUCAGUCACUCGUCUAUUUAUUCAAGUUGUGGAAACUCAACUAGUUGCGAUCAGUUCGUGAACUUGGAUCGCGUCUUGCCGCUUUACACUCGGUUCGGGGUUUCGGGAGAGAACUAGGAUGUCGGCGGUGAAAGCGCUGCAACAGUGGUGUAAGAUCCAGGUUCAGGGUUACAGAGAUGUCACUAUCACCAAUAUGACCACUUCUUUCAGGGACGGGAUGGCUUUCUGCGCCCUCAUUCACCGAAACAGACCCGACCUCAUUGACUUUGAUUCCCUGAUGAAGGAGAAUGUCUAUGACAACAACCACCUGGCGUUCCGGGUAGCGGAGGAUGAGUUGGGGAUCCCAGCUCUGUUAGAUGCUGAGGACAUGGUGGCCCUGAAGAUACCAGACAGACUCAGUAUUCUGACAUAUGUCUCACAGUACUACAACUACUUCCAUGGCAAAUCACCUAUUGGCGGCAUGGCGGGGAUAAAGCGUCCAGCGGAGGCAUCCACAGAAGAGGGGCCUUCUGGGAAAAAGAACCAAGCAGUUGUCUCCAAGGUCUUCCCCGCCUCUACCCCCUCUAAAUCCGCUACUGAGAACCGCCCUCCCCCCUCCUCCUCACCCAAAGCCUCAACCAGACCAGACAGGGCAGCACAGAAGGAUGUGUUGUCGGAGCGAUCCAAUAAGACGGGGACUCUGAGCAGUAAGUGUUCCGUGUGUAAUAAACACGUUCAUCUGGUCCAGAGACACCUAGUGGAUGGGAGGCUGUAUCACAGGAGCUGUGCCAGGUGUAGUGAGUGUUCCACCACUCUACUGUCUGGUAACUGUAAACCGGGACCAACACCAGGCUCCUUCAUCUGUACCUCCCACCACCAUCCCCAGGGGGCGCUGCCAACACACACCCCUCUCCGAGACCUGCCCAAAAACAACCCUACCACCCCUGCUGAAUCCAAAUACACCUCUCACCCUCCUCCCACUGUCAAGACCACCCCUCUCUCAUACCUGCCCAAAAACAACCCUACUACCCCUUCUUCCUCCAAAUACACCCUCACCCUCCUCCCACUACCACCUCUCCAGGAAUACCCCCGGAGCCAAAUACACAGACCCCCGAAAUCCACCCCAGCUCCGACACCCACCAGUACCCCCUCCAAAUUUGUCCCUAGCUGGCUGAGCUCCAAAUCAGACGGAUCCAAAAGCACCACCCCCUCUGCCUCCUCCUCGCGGCCCAGCCCGGGGCUCUCCUCCCUGGGCAUAGUGAGCCCUGCAGCCCCUGGACCCACCGCAGUCCCACGGAACUUCAACACGACUUCAACUACCCAGCAGGCCCGGCUCCAGUUCUUCCAAUCUGGGAACACCACCACUGGGCAGGAGAACCAGGGCAAGACCCAGACUCCGGGACAGGCACCGAGUCUACCCACAAAUAGAUUCCCGAAAGCUGGCACACAGGGGACAGUAGUGGGGGUUGGACAGGGUGUGAGUGUGGUAGUGAGUUUGGGUGGCAGUGGGGUAGGGGGUAAGGGAGAGGGUUCAGGUGGGGGUAAGGGAGGGGAUAAGGGUGUGAAUGUGGUGCUAGGUGGGGACAGGGACGUGGUUCAGGGUAGAGGUAGAGUUGUCUUCAAGGUGGAUGGUGAUGUGAAAGCCUCUCCAUCUAAAGAAGACUGCAGUACCAAGACCCAGGCUGCUGCUGUCAUCACUAAGAAACUAACAGACAACAACACCCCAACAACAGCUGGUGCUGUCAUCACUAAGAAACUAACAGACAACAACACCACAACAACAGCUGGUGCUGUCAUCACUAAGAAACUAACAGACAACAACACCCCAACAACAGCUGGUGCUGUCAUCACUAAGAAACUAACAGAGAACAACACAAACACAGCUGGCGCUUCAAGUCCUCCGUGGCAUCCUGUAGGACUGAAGAAGACCGAGAACAGAUCUCCCUCUCUCAGACCUGCCCCUGCUGAAAUGCCUAAGAAAGAGACGGAGACUCCUAAAAAGGAGACUGGGGGCAGAGUUAAGCUAAAAGCAGACCCGUCUCUCCUCGCCCCCCUCACCCCCAACACCUCCACCCCGACCCCAGCCAGCAGAACAGGCCUGUGGAACAAAACCCCGGAUAAGGCAUCCGGAGCUGCUUCUCCCAGCAACACUAUGGCAACAGCAGACAACAGCAGCUCUCCUGCUGACUGGCGAUCCAGACUCAAACCUGCCUCCAAGCCUGUAGGACCUAAAGACUCCUCUCCCCUCCACCCUGACAUUCAGAAGGCUGAAACCCUGUCUCGGCCCUGGGCCGGUGGAUCAGGAAACGCCCAGGCUUCAGUCCCUGCUGUGUCUACUCUGGCCCCCUCCAGCCCCCCCAGAAGCCUCCUCACCCAGCCCGCUCCUCUACCAGGCGUCCUGACAGGGAAGAGCUCAACGACAGCUAACGGCUCCAACACAGACACCAAGACACCUAAACCAAGUAAACCCGACUACAUCCCGAAGGAAGAGAUCCUCAGAGAGCUUCAGGAGAUAGAGGACAGUGUUAAUGAGUUGGAGAGGAAAGGAGUGGACCUGGAAAAACAACUACGCUCCUGUGAAGAGGAGGGAGAAGAGGACGUGGUGAUGGAUGACCUGAUGGUGGAAUGGUUCAACCUCAUCAGAAACAAGCAGGUGUCCAUGAGGAGAGAGUCUGAACUGGUCUACAUAGCUAAGACACAGGACUUGGAGGAACAGCAGCCCAGUGUAGAGCAGGAGCUGAGGAGACUCAUGGACAAACCUGAGCGGCUGAAGACGUUGUGGGACCGUCGUAGAGAAGAGGAGUUGAUGGUCAAGCUGGUGGAGAUCGUCAAUGACAGAAACGCCAUCAUAGACGGACUGGACGAUGACAGACUCAGGGAGGAUGAGGAAGAUGAGCAGCUCAAUAAGAUGAUGAAGACCCUAGACACAAAGAAAGAAAAGAAGAAGAAGUCUAGCUUUAAGUUGUUUGGUAGGAACAAGAAGGAGGGAUGAUCCCACAGGGAGGAACUCUGGGACACACUGUUACCCUGCUUGAGAUGUGGUUAUCACUGUUACCCUGCUUGAGAUGUGGUUAUCACUGUUACCCUCCUGUGUGUGUGUGUCUGUAUGUAAUGUGUCUGUGUGUGUGGUUUGUUAAUGUGGUUAUCACUGUUUUGAUUGUUGAUGUAUUGAAGUCUGUUAUGUCUCUGGUUCAUGUCUAUAGUACCCUCCUGACAUGGACCAGAGACCUGAAACCCAGUAUAACACUACACCACACGGUGUCUGUAUGUAAUGUGUCUAUAAUACCCUCCUGACAUGGACCAGAGACCUGAAACCCAGUAUAACACUACACCACACGGUGUCUGUAUGUAAUGUGUCUAUAAUACCCUCCUGACAUGGACCAGAGACCUGAAACCCAGUAUAACACUACACCACACGGUGUCUGUAUGUAAUGUGUCUAUAAUAUCCUCCUGACAUGGACCAGAGACCUGAAACCCAGUAUAACACUACACCACACGGUGUCUGUAUGUAAUGUGUCUAUAGUACCCUCCUGACAUGGACCAGAGACCUGAAACCCAGUAUAACACUACACCACACGGUGUCUGUAUGUAAUGUGUCUAUAAUACCCUCCUGACAUGGACCAGAGACCUGAAACCCAGUAUAACACUACACCACACGGUGUCUGUAUGUAAUGUGUCUAUAAUAUCCUCCUGACAUGGACCAGAGACCUGAAACCCAGUAUAACACUACACCACACGGUGUCUGUAUGUAAUGUGUCUAUAAUACCCUCCUGACAUGGACCAGAGACCUGAAACCCAGUAUAACACUACACCACACGGUGUCUGUAUGUAAUGUGUCUAUAAUACCCUCCUGACAUGGACCAGAGACCUGAAACCCAGUAUAACACUACACCACACGGUGUCUGUAUGUAAUGUGUCUAUAAUAUCCUCCUGACAUGGACCAGAGACCUGAAACCCAGUAUAACACUACACCACACGGUGUCUGUAUGUAAUGUG